Molecule: messenger RNA, 1834 nt
Organism: Trichoderma atroviride IMI 206040
Lineage: Eukaryota; Fungi; Ascomycota; Sordariomycetes; Hypocreales; Hypocreaceae
Biological process (GO): mRNA 3'-end processing
Molecular function (GO): RNA polymerase II C-terminal domain binding
Source: RefSeq, a predicted model, not a curated record
UGCAGCCUCUUAUUUAUAUAUUUUCUACUCUGUGUUGAGCUGUCACACACACAGCCAGAUUUGCAUCCCCUUAUUCACACCCAUUUCGCCUCAAUUGCCCAGCUCCUAGUUGAUAGCACGCCUGUAGCUGAGCUUCGAGGCCAAGGUCCACUGGUUGCUGUAGACUCUUUCCAAUCGCGUCGCAACUCAAAUCUACUCCAAUAAGGCGCACCGCCUAUAAAUUUUCAGGUGGCAUUUUUUCAUUGUAUUCAAUAAAACCUUGGGCGCAAUCUUCAACUCGAGCAUAGCCGUCAUAAUGGCAUACAACGACGAUUCCGUGCUGGCGCGUCUGUCAGCCCUCAAUGAGAGCCAUGAUAGCAUUGCGACCGCAGCUCAAUGGAUCAUGUUUCAUAGACGACACGCAGAUCGAACGGUAGCCCUUUGGAUGCAACGACUCAAAGACUCCUCUAGUACGAAACGAUUAAGCUUGGUUUAUCUUGCCAAUGAGGUUGCCCAGCAGUCUAGGAUUCGCCACAAGGAGGACUUCAUCAUCGCAUUUUCUCCUGUGAUAGCAGAAGCCGCUGCAGUCGCCUACAAAGGAGCGCCAGCUGAAAUUCAAGGCAAAUUGAGACGAGUGAUUGACGUCUGGAAAGACAGGGCAAUUUUCGAGGCACCGAUUCAGGCAGCCAUCGAAUCGCGACUAAAUGAACUGGACAAAGCUCGCGGGUCUGUGAAGCCUGGUUUUGGAGGCUCCCCAUUUGGCGGCGGAUCAUCUGCGGCGGUGCCUUCAGAGUUCACUCCUCUUGUAUCAGCUCACCAGACGGUCACCAAGCUCAGCGUAUCGCUGAAGACGACUAUCGCCUCCGCAAAUCAAGAGUAUGAAAAGCAAGUUGAUGUUUCAGUGCCGGUUCCUUCAGCGCCGGUCUAUGCAGCUCGCCUGAAUGGCUUGCUCAAGACCCUUGCGAGUGCAGAGAGCGCAGUGGCUGAGUGCGUUAAGGCUCGAGAGAGCCUGAUCUCAGGGCUGGAGAAGAUGCUGGAUUCGAAUAGAGCGGCUCUGGAAAGCGAGAAGAAUACAGCUUUCGAAUUCUCAACCCGCAAACGAGAGAUUGAAGAUAAGAAGCAGCAGGUCGAGGUUGCCAUCAUGAGAGCACUUGGACCUGCGGAAAACAAUGGGUCUCACGCGGAAGGGGAAUCUGGCAGCCCACCGACCGAGCUUGAUCGCCCAGAAAUGGAAGCUCUGACGCCGCCUGGUAUGGACGAUGACUUUGACGACACUAUGCCGGAGGCGGUCGAGAAUACUGAAGACAGUAUGGAUGUGAAGUCUUCAGAGGACAUUUCAGCAACCGAGCCCUCCACCACAUUCACUCAGUCACUACCCAUAUCGACCAGCGGCUCUAAUAAAAGGCGACGAGUGGACGAUGGGGACGACUUUCCCGAUCUCGGAAACGAUGGCGAGAUAGAUCCUGAAGUGGCAGAAAUGUUGAAAGAAAACAGCGAUGUUUGAUUUAAAGAGAGGAUGCUGUUGCUUUUCUAUAAAUGGAGUAGGGUUAUCAAAACUGCGGUGGCGGAACAUCAUCUUCAGAUCUUACGAUGCGAUUUGAUCGAUUCACUUAUAGUAGCUUGUCGAAUAUCAGUACCAGCUAUGGCUUGGCUAUUGCGAAGUUGCCGAGCAAGACUUUUCAACAUGUCAAAGCCGGAUGCGGUUCAACCCCUUGGAGGAGCUCCUUGGGUACUGCCAUGUAGUUGGGUCCUGAGGCCUGCUCGGUCCUCGAUAUCAUGAACAGGUUAUAUAGUAUUUCUUGUGAUAGUGGCUAUAGGGGCUUGCAGCCAUAUAAAGAUCCAGCACUACCCUGCG